AUGCCCAAGAAACUCACCGUCGCCGUCGCCCAAUCGCGGACUCGCUCCACGCUGAGUGAGACGCUGACUGCCCUCGAGCGGACGACCCGCCACGCUGCCUCGCGCGGCGUCCACGUCCUCCUCUUCCCAGAGGCCUACCUGGGCGGCUAUCCCCGGACAUGCGACUUUGGCACCGCGGUGGGCGACCGCGCACCGCACGGCCGCGACCAGUUCCUGCAGUACUUCAACUCCGCGGUUGACCUGGGCGACACGCCGGCCGGGGCGGGCGACGCCUGGAUUGAGCGGAAGCUGCCCGUCGCCAAGGGCCGGGAGCAUCGCGGAGAUGGCACGAGGGAGUUCCUUGAGAAGGUGGCCCGCGAGACGGGCGUGUUCAUCGCGGUGGGAGUGAUUGAGAAGGCGGGGGGGAGUUUGUACUGCGCUGUCGUCUACGUCGAUCCGAUCAGGGGGGUGUUGGGGAAGAGGAGGAAGGUGAUGCCAACCGGAGCAGAGCGCUUGAUCUGGGCCCAGGGCUCCCCCUCGACAUUAAAGGCCGUGACGACGGAGAUCAACGGAGUGCGACUGAUCAUCGGCGCCGCCAUCUGCUGGGAGAACUACAUGCCGCUGCUGCGCCAGAGUCUGUACUCGCAGAAUGUGAACCUGUACCUGGCCCCGACGGCAGACGGACGGGAUACCUGGCUGCCGCUGAUGCGGACGGUGGCAUUCGAGGGACGCGCCGUGGUGCUCUCUGCCAAUCAAUGUGUGCGGAGAAAUGACCUGCCGGAAUGGGUUACGGGAAAGAAGACAGAUACGACGACAACAUCUCGAUUGCCGGACCGAUCGGCGCAAUCGCAGCCGCGGAAACAGUCCAUCACGACGGAGGGACCGCAUGAGAUCGUUUGGCCGCAGUCCCCUGGGUCGUCGCAGCUCCAUCCGGAUAAGGAGCGAGAUCGGACGGUCGAGGAUGUCAGCGUGGCAGUGGUCGAGGAUUCGACAGCGAACGGAGCUCGUCCGGGGCUGUAUCCCACCAAGACAGACCCCACAAACCCCUACGUCAGCCACGGCGGCUCCUGCAUCAUCGGACCUCUGGGCGAAGUCCUAGGCGGACCGAUCUGGGACGUCUCGACAGACGACGAGCCAGGGACCGACAUCCCAACCGUCGACCCUGACAACAGCAGCAAAUCGGCCAUUGGCGACGGCCUCGUCAUUGCAGAGGUGGAUUUCGAGGACUGCGAGCGGGGGAGACUCGAUCUUGACGUGGCGGGGAGCUACUCGCGCAACGACGCGUUCAAGUUGACGGUCGAAGGGCUGGAUCUGGAUCCGCCGCCUUUCUAG
Molecule: messenger RNA, 1311 nt
Organism: Rasamsonia emersonii CBS 393.64
Lineage: Eukaryota; Fungi; Ascomycota; Eurotiomycetes; Eurotiales; Trichocomaceae
Product: Nitrilase
Exons: 4
Coding region: 1-1311 (436 amino acids)
Molecular function (GO): catalytic activity
Source: RefSeq, a predicted model, not a curated record